AUUUCUCAAGGAGCAUCGAAGAAAAAGCAAAAUAAAAAAGGCCUUCUAGCAGUUCAUUGUGCUGCUAUACAAGGUCGAAUAGACGUUAUCGAGACUAUCAUGGAAUCUUAUGCUACAGAAUGGAGUAAAAUCCACAAAGAGAUGAUGGAAAAGAACACACCAAGUCUUCCAUAUCUUGCAUUAUCUAACAACCACUUGGAGUGUACUAAAUGGUAA
Pelobates cultripes (western spadefoot toad) is the source of this 216-nucleotide messenger RNA. The record is from the annotation of a GenBank genome assembly. Lineage: Eukaryota; Metazoa; Chordata; Amphibia; Anura; Pelobatidae.